Messenger RNA from Marmota monax (woodchuck), 1354 nucleotides. It is a transcript of the gene Urm1, whose product is annotated as ubiquitin related modifier 1. Gene Ontology annotation, cellular component: nucleus; cytoplasm. Gene Ontology annotation, biological process: protein urmylation; tRNA thio-modification. NCBI's taxonomy places the organism in Eukaryota, Metazoa, Chordata, Mammalia, Rodentia, Sciuridae. The record is from RefSeq and is a predicted model, not a curated record. The transcript is spliced from 5 exons. The coding region runs from base 38 to 343 and encodes 101 amino acids. Gene Ontology annotation, molecular function: protein tag activity.
GUUCAGGGGAGUUUCCUGCGAGCUCGGCUUCCUCAACAUGGCAGCGCCCUUGUCAGUGGAGGUGGAGUUCGGAGGUGGUGCGGAGCUCCUAUUUGAUGGUGUAAAAAAACAUCAAGUCACCUUGCCUGAGCAGGAGGAGCCCUGGGACAUCCGGAACCUCCUCAUCUGGAUCAAGAAGAAUUUGCUAAAAGAGCGGCCAGAGCUGUUCCUCCAGGGAGACAGUGUGCGACCAGGAAUUCUGGUGCUGAUUAAUGAUGCCGACUGGGAAUUGCUGGGUGAGCUGGACUACCAGCUGCAGGACCAGGACAGCGUCCUCUUCAUUUCCACGCUGCAUGGAGGCUGAGGGCCCCUCUCUUCCUCGGCACCCUUGCAGGGGGAGAACGGAACAGACAGACAUCCCCUUGGGCCCAGCCUUCAGGUCUCCCUGUCCCCCGUGGCUGCCUUCUUCCCUGCUCUAUCCCCCAAGCUCCCUCCAGGCAGGGAAAAGAGGCCAGGUGCUAAAAAUGAGCCUUUCUCAGGCACGUGAGCAGGGGAAAGCAGGCAGUCAGGCUCCUGAGCCCAGAGCUCCUUCCCAGCAGCUGAGGUGGGGGAGGGUGCCCCUCUGGUGUGUCAGGAGCAGAGGGGGGCCGUGUGGCCAGGUGAUCCAGCUGCCUUCCAUUCCUGUCUCAGUCUGAGCACUGAGUGACUGCCAACGAGCACUCCAGCUCAUGGCCACAUUUGUGGAGAAGAUGGAUGGACCUGAAUAACUGAUGGGAAACUCCUCCCUUCCCAAAGACUGGAAGAGUCUCCGCCUCAGUUUCCCCAUCUGGACAGCAGAGGGCUCUGUCUGUCCCCCACUGAUAUCAUUAUGGAACCCCAGCUGGGGUCCCCUAUUCAAUACUGACUCCCUCCCCCUCACCCAGCAGCUGCUAUCCCAGCCACACCCCUCCUCCUGCUCCCCCCACCCCCAGCCCUUGACCCUGGCUGGCCUCCCCCACACACACAGGCCACCAGAUGGGCUCCUGAGACCCUCACCAGGCUGUCUAUAGUUCAUUCUUCUGUGGGUGGAGAAGAAGAGGAAGUAGCCCAACCUCCGAUUAGCCAAUAGAGGCCUGGGGGGAGGGUUUCAAUCUGCCUCAGUUUCCUUCUCUACACUAACUGAAUAUUCAUAAUACCUGAAAGCCAAGGAGAUAUAUGAUGGCACAGAUGUAAAGUCUAUAUCCCUUCCCACCUCCUGCAGAAAGCAGGGUCGGAGCAAGCAGCACCUGGUAGGCAGAGGGGUUUACCCCCUCCCUCUGUCUGUUUUGGAAGUCUGGGGUCCUUGGGGCCUGCAACAGCUGGCCUUGAGCAAAUAAAAGACUAGGGUUGUUUACUA